CCUCGCCCUUUGUUUUUAGUUAUAUAUUAUUUUUGGGGGAAAGCAACUGAUCUGUCAUUUCUUACGGUAUUGCUUUCACUUCUUUCUCCUAUGCUCCAACAUCGGAUUCCUUUCCUUCGCAAAGCAUUUUAAAUAUUCUGCCAGUCUCCCUCAUUUAAAAGGAGAGUUUCGGAGCUAGGACGAGCUGCGCACACUGUGGGGCGAGGAUUAGCGGUCAAUAGAUUCAGAAAGUGCAAGGGUAAGUGUACCGAUAGUGGCUUUACUUUAGUGGUGGGUUGGCUCAGAAAAAUACUCUCUUUAAAAAAUCUUCUGUGGUCUAAGAGUUAGAAGCAGAUCAGUCUAUUCAUAUUCUUUUUCUUCUUCUUUAUUUUCAAAAGGGAUCGUUUUCAAAAAGUGUUUUUCUUCCUCCGGUUGCAACAGCACAUGCGACCCCGGGGCACGUUGCCGUGCACGCAUCAGUAGCCUAACUUACCAUUAAUUUUGAGAGUGACCUCCCUUGCCGUACUGUUAUUGAAAAAAGUACAAAAGUACAUGAUCAAAACAUUGGGACUCGCCGGUCAAACAUGACAUUGAUGUAGGCCCUACCAGCGAAGAAAAACAAUGUUUUCGCUCAGAUGAAAAAAAAUUUCCUGAAAUCAUCUGGGAAGCACAAAAAGGUACAAGAUGGCCAGGUGGAUUAAGCACAUGAUCAAAGGCGCGAUCAUGUUUGUUCCAUCAUAUGUGGCCUUCACCGACAUUUUCUAUGCAGUGAGGACUGUAGAUGGUGUAUCAAUGCAGCCAACCUUGAAUGCGGAGGGCAACAACACAGAUUUUGUGCUGCUGAACCGCUGGGCGGCUUCUAGCAUGCAGUUUGAGAGAGGAGAAGUUGUUUCCCUUGU
Molecule: messenger RNA, 878 nt
Organism: Aplysia californica (California sea hare)
Lineage: Eukaryota; Metazoa; Mollusca; Gastropoda; Aplysiida; Aplysiidae
Product: mitochondrial inner membrane protease subunit 2
Biological process (GO): mitochondrial respiratory chain complex assembly
Cellular component (GO): membrane; mitochondrial inner membrane peptidase complex
Molecular function (GO): serine-type endopeptidase activity
Source: RefSeq, a predicted model, not a curated record